UCCGGUCAUCAUAAUGACGUCAAUUGAUACGCCAGCUAGUAAACUUUCCAUCUAAACAACAUUAUUAAAUGUAAUUUUAAUUAUUGUAAUUAUUGUUAUUCUCAAGGAAACCUAGUUUAAUUUCGUGUUAUGAGCAUUUAUAUUCACCAUGGCAGACUUUUUCAAAUCAGCAUUAGGUGGAAUUAUAGGAAGUGGACAAAAUCGUGAAGGCAAUGAUUUUGUUGGACAACUUGUUGAACUUGGCAACCAAAAACUAAGAGUGAAACGUCUUAUUGCCGAGGGUGGAUUUGCAUUUGUCUUUGUAGCACAAGACAUCACAACUGGAAAGGAAUAUGCUUUAAAGAGGCUUCUGGCUAAUGAUCAGGAAAAGAACAAAGCUGUAUUGGAAGAGAUCAAAUACUUGAAAAAACUUUCAGGACAUCCAAAUAUCAUCAACUUUAUAUCAGCUGCUUCCAUUGGCAAUGACCAGUCAGAUCAUGGACAGUCAGAAUAUCUAAUUCUAACUGAGCUUUGUUCAGGUCAGCUUAUUGAUGAGCUAAACAGACAAGGGAAGCCACUACCAUUUGAGGAUGUGUUGCGUGUGUUCUACCAGACAUGUAGAGCUGUUCAGCACAUGCACAAACAGAAACCACCAGUGAUACACAGAGACUUAAAAGCAGAAAACUUGUUGAUUAGCUCACAAGGUGCUAUCAAACUUUGUGACUUUGGCAGUGCCACGUCAGAGACUCACUCUCCAGACAGUUCCUGGUCAGCUAUAAAGAGAAGUCUGGUUGAAGAUGAGAUCACCAAAAACACCACCCCUAUGUACAGAGCGCCAGAGAUGCUUGAUUUGUACCAAAACUAUCCUAUCAAUGAAGCAUGUGAUAUUUGGGCUUUAGGCUGCUUAUUGUUUAAAUUGUGUUUUUAUGAUCACCCUUUUGAAGAUUCAGCAAAACUGCGCAUCAUUAACGCAAAUUAUGUUAUACCUGAAUCUGAUAGAGAAUAUGAAUUAUUUCACGAUCUCAUUAGGGGUAUGCUUACAGUGAAUCCUGAAGAUCGCCCAACAAUAAACGACAUCUUAGACAGAUUACAAGAAAUUGCGCAGGCGAGAAGUAUCAGCUUAAAAGAACCCCUGAUGUUUGUUAAGAUGGCCCACCAGUCGCCACCAGAUACACCAGAAAGAAGACAAGGCUAUGGCCACCCAUCUGCUAACAAUGAGAGCAGCUUUGGUGUUGGAUCAACUGCUGGCUCUCUGUUCAACUCUCUUAAAGGGGGAGCUGGCAGCAUGUUUAAGAAUAUCAAAGAUGCUUCCAGUAAAGUCAUGGAAACAGUCACAAAUACAAUCAACAAAACAGACCUGGAUAUAUCUUACAUAACUUCUAGGCUUAUAGUUAUGUCAUACCCUGCCGAAGGGAUGGAAUCUGCAUUUAAAAACAGUAUAGACGAUGUUAGGAAUUAUCUGGAGUCACGGCACAGGGGAUCAUAUGCAGUGUACAAUUUAAGUCAGAGGGGAUACCGCGUGGCCAAGUUUGAAAAUAGGGUGUCUGAAUGUGGAUGGCCCCCUAAGAAGGCUCCACCGUUGGCAACUUUGUUUGCAAUAUGUAAAAAUAUGCAUUUAUGGUUGAGACAGAAACCCAAAAAUGUUUGUGUUGUUCAUUGUCUGGAUGGUAAAUCCAAUUCUGCCUGUGUUAUUGGAGCAUUUGUAACUUUUUGUCGCUUGUUUGAAAAUGCAUCUGCUGCCAUGCAUUUGUUUACUGCUAGACGAUCCCAACCUGGGCUUAGCCCAUCACAGAAAAGAUAUAUAGACUAUGUAGGACAAAUGGUAUCUGACACACCAGUAUUUCCUCAUUCUCUGCCUGUACUAUUGAAGUCAAUAACACUGAGACCUUUGCCCUUAUUUAAUAAAAUGAAAAAUGGUUGUACACCUUUUGUUGAAGUUUACGUUGGAGAAGAUAGAGUGUAUACCAACUCCCAAGAAUAUGAAAAAAUGAGACAAUACACAUUAGAAGAUGGAAGAGCUGUUUUACCAAUCAACACAUCAGUGACUGGAGAUGUAACUAUUGUAGUGUACCACGCACGUUCCACAUUUGGUGGGAAGAUACAAGGCAAAAUUACAUCCAUGAAGAUAUUUCAAGUCCAGUUUCACACUGGUUUUAUCAAGGAAGGAGUCAGUGAGUUGCAGUACAAUCAGUAUGAUCUGGACCAGCUUGACACAGCAGACAAGUAUCCUGACCUGUUCUCAGCUACCAUUGAUCUGGUUGUGUCCUCCAGUGGGAAACCUCAGACAGACAAGAAGCCUUGGGAAAACUUCCCUAUUGAUAAGCUCACUCCCAAAAUACUUUUCUCUUCCAAAGACGAGAUACACCAGACUUUUUCUGAAUUUGGUGUGUCUGAUAGAGCAAAGACCCGCAUGAGCCGAGCCUCCAGUUUUGAUGCAGAGUCCCCCGUGGAAUCCCCCAGCACCCCAGUGAAACAAACCAAGCCCCAGGAGAGAAGACCUGAGCCAGCCAAGUCAUCAGUCAACGGCAACUCUUCUGGCGUGGGCCACUUCUUUUCCACCCUCACCUGGCAGGAUGAUGGGGACGAGGGGGCGGUACCUGCACAACCCACAGAGUCACACAUGGGUCUGCUGAACAACCAGUCCGACGAGGAAGAUGAUGCUUUCAACAGCUUCACUAGGAACAGAACCAAUGGAGAUGUGCCUAGCGGGUAUCAGACAAUCACCGACAAUGAUGGGAAGAAGCCUGAGAAGAAUGUUGACCUCUUCAGCGAUGAGUUUGGAGAGCUGGCCUCUGCCCCUUCCCAGGGAGAAGUGGUGGACCUUCUCAACAUGAACACUGCUAAAUCUAGCCCAGUGGAUGCUGCUUCCAACCACAUGGACCUCCUGAACAUUGGUGGUGAUCCUUCUAACGUGGAUCUAUUAAGUGGACACAGCUCCAAAGUUCCUCAGCCAGCCAACAAAGCUGAUCCAGACAUACUGGGAAUGUCUAGUUCAGAAGACACCUUUGACCCCUUCCAUCAGUUUUCCGCAGGUCCCUCACUGGCGACCACCAAGCCUGACCUCAUGACAUCCAACACACCAGCAUUUGAUCCAUUCCAGAGUUUCCCAUCCGGCACCUCCGCUGCUGUCCCACCGAGCAUGUCCACGUCGCACCAGCCUACAACAGACGAUGACUUCUUCGCAUUCAUGGAAGACACAAAGUCUGCAAAGAAAGACGCUGAGCCAGACCUCAUGACGAGCUGGAAUGCGACUGACAUUAAAAAUUUAGCUGGCAUUUCCAAGCCUUCCCCCACCCAUAACCUGACUCCUGGGGUAGGAGGUAUGCAUAAAAGUGCCAGUACAGGGUCGGCUAUGAAUUUCAGCAGCAUGAUGCAGGACCAGGCAGGCAGAAGUUCUCCUCAACCUGGGAUGGGCAUUGGACCCAUCCCAAAGAUGGAUCCAUUUGCUGACUUAGGAAACUUGGGGGCCAAAAAUACCUUUAAAGGUUCUGGUUCAAACUUCAGUCAGCGACCACAGCAGCCAGGUGUAGGUGGCAUAGCAGGGCCUUCUGCUGGGUUUCAGGGCUUGAGUGGCAGCCCACAGCCUCGACCAGCCUUCCAGUCACCCAUGAGCCAGCCAGUGAGGCCCCAGCAGCAGUCACCACAGCACAGGCCCCAGCAGCCACAGACCUUUCAGAAACCAAACUACUCCAGCAGUGUUAUAGGAGACAGGGAGGAUAGAGCCCCACGCAAGUCCUUUGGACCAAAACCAAAAGUUAGUGCAGACACCUUUAAUGAUUUACUUGGGGAGCAUCAGUUCACUAGUCGCAAGGACAAUGAACCCAAGACUUUGGGAGACAUGAAGAGGAAGCAAAUGGUAGAGGAGAUGGAUCCUGACAAGUUAAAGAUACUGGAAUGGACCAAAGGCAAAGAGAAAAAUAUCCGUGCUCUUCUCUGCUCUCUUGGCUCUGUCUUGUGGGAUGGGGAGGCUCGGUGGCAGCCUAUAGGCAUGCAUCAGCUGGUCACGCCUGACCAGGUCAAGAAGAUUUAUAGGAAGGCAGUUCUAUCUGUGCACCCUGAUAAGCUCACUGAUGAUCCAAACCAACCCCUAGCCAAGCUGAUAUUCAUGGAACUGAAUGACGCCUGGGCCAAGUUCGAAGAAGAGGGUUGCAAAGCAUUGUACUAAGAGCAUUUGUAGGUCUUGUAGUUGUUGCCGUAAAUUAUUCAUUUAUGCAAAUUGUAUGCAAAUUAGCAACAGCAUAAGCAUCUGCGCAGCUAAGAUGGUAGUAAUUUAUUUCAGGCUAGGCAUGUUUAAAUGCAGGUACCCUUGUGUUGUUUUUUUUAUUCACUGCUAUUUGUAAAACUUUUUUCAGAUUAGCUGAGCAUCAAUGUUGCAUCAUCAGGAUCUUUAGGAAUUUUAAAACUUUUUUUUUGUUAGAAUUGUAUUUAUAAACAUUUUAAUUUAUUAAAUUUGUGUACAAAAAACAGUAAAAAUGUGCAUUUAGUAUAGACAUAUUUCUGUAGUUAUACUUAUUAAGUAGCUUUUAUUUACAGUGAAGCUUAAUCUGUUGUAUUGUUUAAAAUUGUUUGUAAAAGCUAAAUUAAGCUAAUUAUAUUAUACUUAAAAAUGCUGUUGUCUAUUGUUAGCUGUCGCAAAAAUCAUUCAGCUAGAUAAUUCGAUUAAUUUGAAAUCAGUUCUUUUGUUUUAAAAUUUUGAUUAAUACUUUUUAAAAAUUGUACAGUAAAAAAAUCUUGAAAUUUGCUAUAUGUACCGGUAUAUUCUGAAUACUUUAUGAUAUAGUGAAUUAGUCAGAAGAGACAAUGUUACUGUAAAGUUUUUAACCAAAUACUUGUUUUAGCUCUUUUUCUUGGUUCACAGUCAUGGACUAUGUUCAAUACUUCCAGUUCUAGUUUUUAAAUUUCUUUUACUUUAUGAAUGUAAAAAAAAAAUGAAAUAUUGUAUAAAAUGAUGAACACACAAAAAAUUGCUGAGAUGAGUACUGUGAUAGAAAAUAUUAUACUCUGUGAGUGUUUUAGGAUGGUGUUGCAGUAUGAUUUGUAUGUCAAAGCUUAUUAAAGCCAUAAUUGUAAUAUACAAGCAUCUCUUGUGGACCAGAAUUUCUGCCAUCCUUAGAUUAAAUAUUUCAUAAAUACAGGUGAUGAUAUUUCUUAUGUGUACUUAAUUCUUUUUUUACUAUGUAUAUUUGAAAUAUUGUAGGAAAAUCUAUUUUGGUUUGCUUUUUUGUAUGGUUGUGUCACAUUUUUUUGUUUUGCUUCUGCUCAUUCCAUUCUAAUGUCAAACAAAUUUUAUUUUUAGCAUGGAGAGAACAUUCCUCUCAUUUUAAACACUAUUCAAAGUGUAUAGAAACAACUGCUUGUGAUAAUUUUAUUUGCUAUAAAUAGAAACGUUUUAAUAGCUAAAGGAAAGGUUUAUUUUAUUGAAAUAGAUGAGUUGAAUUUAUCAUCUUUAUAUUACUAUAUGGUAGUAUGUGUUUCUUUUACCAGAAAUCAAAACGAAUAAUUUAAAAAUUUUGUGUUACAAACUUUUUUCUAAACUAAAAUGACUAAGCAUUUGAAGGGGUCUUACUUUUUAUAAUGUAUUUUUUUAUAAGUACUGUUUUUGCUUAAUUUUGUUCUUCUAAUCCCAACUUUCAUUUCUAGAAAUAGAUUUGUGUUCAUCUAAUUUUAUUUCAUAACGGUUGUUAAAAUAUAUUCAAAGAUAUUUAAGGAAAGAAAUCAAAGCUGCUAUUUAUAUUUAAAUAAAGGAGCUACUGCUCAGUCUAAUUUUAGAAACUGCUCCAUUGGACAAGCACAAAGUCAUUUGCUCACACAACAAACCACAUACCUGUACAACUGAUUUUUUUUUUGCUUACAUUUUUGUACAACUCUAAACCCUCUAAUUUAAUUUUUUUUUUCUGACAAUUUAUGCCCAAAAUAUUUAAUGUUUUUUUAAAAUGUAAAUAUUAUCAUGAGAUUAUAUAUUAAGACAAUAAUUUAAAAUGUGGGGCAAGGUUUUAAAAAUAUAGAAAGGCAGUAUCUGUUGUUACAAUAGACUAGCUAUUAAUAAAACAAUUGUUAACUUUAAAUGUGAAUUAUUUCCCUUGAAGUUUUUAAUUACUGAUAUGUAUUCUUGAAGAGCACUGACUUAGUAACUAUUUAUUCAAGUAGUUUGAGACAUUUGUUUAAUAUUUAAGCAAUACACACUGUUUCUUCAUAUCCAGUGAUUUGUACAGAUGAAUCCAUGUGAUUUGCUGUAAUAAUCUCUACCAACACCUUUGAAUAUGUUGAUAGAUUUUAAUGGGUUUACUGUUUGUAUGUUUAGUCAUGGUAAUGCUGUUGUUUUCAUGUCAUUCUAGAGAGAAAAAUUUAGAAAAUCUAUCAAUCUUAUGAAAUUAGUCCUAAUGUAGUUUCAUUGCAUUCAUUUUGAUGUUCUAAUGCUUAGUAAUGCAAUUUUAAAUCUGGGUACAACUAAAGUACCAGUUUUAAUGUGUCACCACUGUUUAUAAAUAUUAUCUGUACUGUUUAGAAAGCAUAGAAUAUAUAUUGAGUAAUAAUUUUUUAUACUUUGUAUUGUCUUUAGUAAUUAGUUAACGAAAAACUUUGUACUUUCUGAACUAAUGGUUAGUCUUGUUAAAUAGCUAGUUAAACUCUUUCUUGUACAGUGUUUUAAUUACACAUGCUACUUCUGUUUUUUACUGCUAAUAACUUUUAACAAUCAGCAUGCCGAAACAAAAAUACCCCAGCAGUUUCACACUUCUUGUGUUAAACAGCUUGGCAUCAUUUGUAAAAACCACUAGACACAAGAUUCCUGAACAAAGUUAAGAGACAAAGAUUAAAUGUUUAAUGCAUCAAGUAGUAAAGACAACAAAAUUAGCCUGCCUUGAUCAUAGAAAUUUGUUUGUUUUUAAAACUUUUUUUUUUACAUGAAGCCUAAAAAGGUUUUUACUAAAUGCUUUUAUUUUAUAUUGUUUUUCAUGAAGGUGUAAACAUUUUGCUUUGAAUAGAAACUGUAGGAUUGUACAAACUGAUGUGUUUCUUAUUCUGUGCAAUACAUAUUGAGGGACUUAAUGUUACUGUUUGUAAAUAAAUAGCUCUAAUAU
Molecule: messenger RNA, 7058 nt
Organism: Physella acuta
Lineage: Eukaryota; Metazoa; Mollusca; Gastropoda; Physidae
Product: cyclin-G-associated kinase
Biological process (GO): protein phosphorylation; positive regulation of Notch signaling pathway; regulation of clathrin-dependent endocytosis
Cellular component (GO): cytoplasm
Molecular function (GO): ATP binding; AP-2 adaptor complex binding; protein serine/threonine kinase activity
Source: RefSeq, a predicted model, not a curated record